Cucurbita pepo subsp. pepo (vegetable marrow) is the source of this 1333-nucleotide messenger RNA. RefSeq names its product RNA-binding (RRM/RBD/RNP motifs) family protein. The record is from RefSeq and is a predicted model, not a curated record. Lineage: Eukaryota; Viridiplantae; Streptophyta; Magnoliopsida; Cucurbitales; Cucurbitaceae. Gene Ontology annotation, cellular component: U2 snRNP; catalytic step 2 spliceosome; precatalytic spliceosome. Gene Ontology annotation, molecular function: RNA binding. Gene Ontology annotation, biological process: mRNA splicing, via spliceosome.
AAACAUUCAUCUCUUGCGUUUCGACCUUUCUCGCACUCUCUUCUCCCAAACAGCCUCGAAGAAGCCUUCCUCCAUGGCCACAUUCAGUCUUCCCCGCAAGGGAAACACGAGGCUGCCGCCGGAGGUCAACAGAGUUUUGUAUGUACGAAAUUUGCCCUUCAACAUUACCAGCGAAGAGAUGUACGAUAUAUUCGGCAAGUACGGGGCGAUUCGGCAGAUCCGGAUUGGAACGAACAAGGAUACUAGAGGUACCGCCUUUGUUGUUUACGAGGAUAUCUAUGAUGCUAAGACGGCGGUGGAUCAUCUCUCCGGUUUCAACGUUGCGAAUCGGUAUCUGAUCGUGUUGUACUACCAGCAGGCCAAGAUGAGUAAAAAGUUCGAUCAGAAGAAGAAAGAGGAUGAAAUUGCUAGGAUGCAGGAGAAGUACGGGGUUUCUACGAAAGAUAAGUAAAAGUGCAUAUUGGAUUUCUGCCAUCACAAGAGUUGUGCAGUCUUCAGACAUCUUACCAGUUAGGCUUGGCACAUAAAGCAUUCAAUAGAAUUUGUCGUAUGGGAUUAUCGUCUUUUCUUUCAGAAGCUGAUGAAAUGGUACACCAGCGUUUGUGCACGUGAGCGUGCAAGGAAAGUGAAUAUGGGAUUGUAAUAGAAAUUGAAAGUCUGGACAACUGCUAUGAUAGUUUUUCUUUGGAAGAGAAACAAGUUUCAUUGAGGAAUGAAAUAACUGAAUGAACCCCAAGGACGUGCAUGUGAAUUACAAGCAAGUUCUCCAAUUUGGGAUCAACAAAGUAAGACUAUAAUCUGAAAAGGGUGGAGAAAGACCCCCCAGAAGACUCUUCCAUUUCUCUUGCCCCCAAAAAACCAGAAGACAACCAUGUUUAGAGCCAGCCAGAAAAUCUUCUUCACACCCUUGAAGGGAUGUCCGACAAAGUUGGAUGCAAUGCACUAUCUUUGUGGGAAUCUGUCUGCACUUUGGAUGGCUAGGAUCUAUUUGGGUUACUCAAAAACGUAUUUGUUGUUAAAGACGGAGGAAGUUGGGGCAAAUCGACCAACCUAUAUGUUAGGCAGGAUGCAUCUGUUCUAGCUCUACUUUCCUUGAUUGUUUCUAUAGCUUUCGAUUAUGGAAAUUUUUAAAUUUGCAAUAUUCAUACGCUUAUAAGAUUCAUUUUUUUACAAUGUUCGUAGAUUUUUUAUACUUUCUUUCCCCUCUCUGUACCCUCUGUGUGCUGCCUCUCUUAGUCUCAGACCUUCUGUUGUGCCUUGCCAUCUGAAAAGCCCUUGCACACCAUUGAGUACACCAUGAAUUUUGUUAUAAAGAUCCAUAUUUUAUAUUGAA